This is a messenger RNA of Dryobates pubescens (Downy woodpecker), 2844 nucleotides long. RefSeq names its product nuclear envelope integral membrane protein 1 (gene NEMP1). The transcript is spliced from 11 exons. Gene Ontology annotation, cellular component: nuclear envelope. Bases 1 to 1980 code for a protein of 659 amino acids. Lineage: Eukaryota; Metazoa; Chordata; Aves; Piciformes; Picidae. The record is from RefSeq and is a predicted model, not a curated record.
AUGGAGCCAGCGAGUCCGUGGGAUGCUGAAUCUGCCCCUACUCAAAGCUGCUGGGGGUCGCCCUGGUCCCACGGAACGCACUCCGGGUUGCCCCGUUCCUCCCGGAGGCACGUGGGGCUCGGCGGCUCGGCCGGCGAAAGUCUUCUGGCCCCAGGCCCACGUACGGCACCGGCACGGCGGAGCUCUGCCCCGGGUGGGGUCGUGGAGCGCGGGGCCGUGGGGAACGGGCAGGACUGUGGGUACCGAUUAUGUGGAGCCCGGGCCGGGGGGACCGGGCGGCCCUGCGCCCGGUGCAGCAGUGGGGAGCUGGGGGCCGGAGGGGCACGACCUGUGUAUCCCCCACGCGUGGCCCCCCUCAUGCAAACAAUGCCAAAGCGCUUCCUGAUAGGAGGAGCGCGCCGCGAGCCCCUGGCUGCCGUUGGUAGGGCGGAAGCGGAAACCGGCGGCGUGGCCGCGGCGGGAGGAAUGAAACCGGGUCCGGGCCGGCCGUGGCGGCUCUUGGGAGCGUUGGUGCUGUUGGUAUUGCCUCCGGUGCUGCUGGGGGGCGCUGGUGGGACGUCACCUGGCGGGCAACGGUGCAACGGCAGCAGCGACGACGACGCCCCGAGGCUGCGGCCUAUCGACCCGGAGCGGUACAACGGGCUGGAAGCGGCGGCACCGAGCCGCGGGGGAGCGCAGGAGCAGCCAGCUGGGGACCUGUCGGUCCUGCUUGACCAACCUGAUCCCCUCCCGUGGCUACGAGCCCCAGGCAGUGCCGAGGAUCAGAUCGUGCCGCUCCGUGAGGGCCUCCUGUCCCGGUACUGCGCCCCACACCGCUUCUGUUACACCAACACCCACGUCCCCCAGUGGCACGAGAUAUGGACACGGACCCAGAUCCGGGUCAACAGCAGCCGGAUGAUCCGAGUCACCCAGGUGGACAGCGAGGAGGAGCUGGAGGAUUUCAGCCUGUGGAGUGUCCUCUUCUCCUUCCUGAAGGAGAAGCUGAACGACACCAGCAUCGAUGUGGACCUCUACAGCCACAAAACCUGCCUGAAGGUCGACCUGCUGGAGACCGGCACCGAGUACUGGAUCGUCCUCUUCCGACGCUUUGACCCUCAGCUGUUCCUGGUUUCUUUCCUGGGCCUGUUGUUGUUCUUCUGUGGGGACAUGCUGAGCAGGAGCCAACUCUUCUACUACUCAGCUGGGAUUAGCUUUGGCUUGCUGGCCUCACUGCUGGUCCUGGUCUAUGUGAUGUCCAAGGUCAUGCCCAAGAGAAGUCCUGUUUACUUCCUGAUGGUGGGGGGUUGGUCCUUUUCCCUCUACCUGCUCCAGCUGAUCUUCAAGAACCUGAGGGAGAUCUGCAAGUCCUACUGGCAGUACCUCCUGGGCUACCUGCUGCUGGUGGGCUUGGUGAGCUUUGGGGUCUGCUACCGCUACGGCCCCCUGGAGAACGAGCGCAGCAUCAACCUCCUGUCCUGGGCCCUGCAGCUGCUGGGGCUGCUGCUGCUCUACUCAGGCAUCCAGAUCCACCCCAUUGCCUUGGCCCUGGUGGUCACUGCCAUCUGCACCAAGAACCUGGACUACCCUCUGCGCUGGGCCUUGGCCGCCUACAGGAGAGUGCAGAGUGCCAGGCUGGGCCCCAGCCCCCCUCGCCUGCUGACAGAGGAGGAGUACAGGCUGCAGGGGGAGGUGGAGACUCGCAGGGCCCUGGAGGAGCUCCGCAGCGACUGCAAAAGCCCCAAGAUCUCUGCCUGGUCUGUGGUGUCUCGCAUCCAGUCCCCCAAGAGGUUUGCUGAGUUUGUGGAUGGUGCCAGUCACGUCACCCCCAGCGAGGUCUCUCUCCACGAGCAGGAGUAUGGCCUGGGUGGCAUCUUCCUGGAGGAUCAGCUCUUUGAGGAGGAUGGAGAGGAGGAGGAGGAGGAGGAGGAGAAGGGAGAUGACUUCUUUGACAGGAAUCACACAAGUUACUCCCUGGCCCACAACCAUGUGGGUGCUGCAUGAGCUCCACUGCCCAGGACCCACGGGGGUGAGGGGCAGAGCUGCUGCUGCCUCCCCGCUGCCCACGGAGCCCUGAAGCUCCAUUUGCCAGAGAGCUGCUGCCCCUCCUCCUGGCACCCACCCUGGGCCCUGUGGCAGAGCCUGCUGGGAGGACAAGGGGGGACUGUCACUGUCCUCUUCCCCAGGCAGCUCCUGGCAGGCUGUGGUGUGAAAGCUGGCAGCCAGCCUGGGGUGAUGGCAGGGGAGAGGUGCAGGGAGCUGGUCCCAGCUGGGGCCCACGAGGUGCUGAGCUGUGUGGGGUCCUGGCUGGAGGUGAACUGGAGCCACCCUGGCUCUUGGUGCUUGUGAGCUCCCAAGGUGUCAGUUGUAGGAUCAGGGACAUCCUUCUCAGGCCUGGGUGCUGAGCUAGCUGCUGGGAGCACCCCAAGCUUGUCCCUGGGCACCUUUGGGUUGCUCCUCUUCCCCCUGGCUCUGCCAGGUGCGGCACUGCCUGCUGGGGUGGGGGCAGAGUGAAGGCUGUGCCCUGCCUGGGAGGGUGAUGUGCACAAGAGGAACUUUGGACCUGCCCCACUGCUGCCUGUGUGCUCAGCACCUGCUGCCAGGCUGCUGUGGGGAGGAGCAGCAGCAGGUGAUCACCUGCACCUCCUCCCCCUCCUCCUCCUCCUCCUCCUCCUCCUCCUGCUGUUACCAAAGAUGCCAGAGCUGGUUGGGCUGUGCCUCUGCCUUAGCUUUGCUCCUGUGUGGAUACCAAAACCCCCUCCCUGGUGCAGGCCUGGCUCAGGCAGCCUCUCCCCCUGCAUGUCCUGGGGCUCAGGUGAAGGCAGCCUCGAAGCUGCCAUCUCCCCUCAGCUCUGUGCUGAGGAGGAG